This is a messenger RNA of Lymnaea stagnalis (great pond snail), 9861 nucleotides long. The record is from the annotation of a GenBank genome assembly. Lineage: Eukaryota; Metazoa; Mollusca; Gastropoda; Lymnaeidae.
CCCCAUAAACCAAGACGCCCUAUUCUCUGCGAGGGUCUAUCAUGUUUGACCCAGGCAAACCCGGCUGGUAAGUUCACUCUAUACAAUGUGCUUCCUCACUGUCAGGUCCACCGUGGUUAAACGCAAUGGUCCACGGUUAGAUUCAAAGUCACUAAAAGCACUACGUGUGGGUCACUCGUCCCACCCGGCUUCUGUAUUGUGUGGGGUACUUCCUUCACAGCUAUGUGUGUUAGUGCCUUCACAGCUGUGUGUGUGUUGUGCCUUCACAGCUGUGUGUGUUAGUGCCUUCACAGCUAUGUAUAAUAGUGCCUUCAAAGCUGUGUGUGUGAAUGCCUUCACAUCUAUUUGUGUUAGUGCCUUCACAGCUGUGUGUGUUAGUGCCUUCAAGGCUGUGUGUGUUAAUGCCUUCACAGCUGUGUGUGUUAGUGCCUUCACAUCUAUUUGUGUUAGUGCCUUCAUAGUUGUGUGUGUUAGUGCCUUCAGAGCUGUGUGUUUUAGUACCUUCACAGCUGUAUGUGCUACUUCCUUCAUUGAUUGUAUGUAACUUCCUUCACAGCUUUGUGUAAUUUCCUUCAUAGACUAGACAAAUUUGUAUGUUACAUUCCCUAACAAACCGUUUAUGUCACACCCCACACAACUGUCUGUUAAUCCCCACACUACUGUGUCGGUUACCUCCCACACUACUGUGUCGGUUACCUCCCACACUACUGUGUCUCUUACCUCCUACAAUAUUGUGUCUGUUACCUCCCACACUACUGUGGCUGUGACAUCCAACACUAUUGUGUCUGUUGCCUGACACUACUGUGUCUGUUACCUCCUACACUACUGUGUCUGUUACCUCCUACACUACUGUGUCUGUUACCUCCUACACUAUUGUGUCUGUUACCUCCAACACUACAGUCUCUCUUACCUCCUACAAUAUUGCAUCUGUUACCUCCAACACUACAGUGUCUCUUACCUCCUACAAUAUUGCGUCUGUUACCUCCCACACUACUGUGCAUGUUACAUCCAACACUAUUGUGUCUGUUACCUCCCACACUACAGUGUCUGUUACCUCCUACACUACCGUGUCUGUUUCCUCCAUACACUAGUGUCUCUGUUACCCCUAAACUACUGUUCAUUACCUCCCUACUCCUCUCUGUCUGUUACCUCUGUUACUACUGUAUGUUACCUCCAUUUGCUACUGUGUCUGUUAUCUCCCCAAGCUACACUGUCACCUCCCUAGGCUACUGUCUGUUACCUCCAAAUGCUACUGUGUCUGUUACCUCCCACACUACUGUGUCUCUUAACUCCCUAAACUACAGUGUCUGUUACCUCCACACACUAUUUUCUGUUACCUCUCACACUACUAGUAGUCUUUUACCUCCACACACUACUGUCUGUCACCUCUCACACUACAGUGUCUGUGAUCUCCCUACACUAUUGUGACUUUUUCUUCUCUACACUCCUUUGUCUGUUUCCUCCAUACCCUACUGCUUCUGUUACCCCUACACUACUGUUUCUGUUACCCCUACACUACUGUUUCUUUUACACUUACACUCCUGUGUCUGUUCCCUUCAUACCCUACUAUUUCUGUUACCCCUACACUCCUGUGUCUGUUCCCUCCACACCCUACUGUUUCUGUUACCCUUACAUGUCUGUGUCUGUUACCUGCCUACACUACUGUGUCUGUUACCUGCCUACACUACUGUGUCUGUUACCUGCCUACACUACUGUGUCUGUUACCUGCCUACACUACUGUGUCUGUUACCUGCCUACACUACUGUGUCUGUUACCUGCCUACACUACUGUGUCUGUUACCUGCCUACACUACUGUGUCUGUUACCUGCCUACACUACUGUGUCUGUUACCUGCCUACACUACUGUGUCUGUUACCUGCCUACACUACUGUGUCUGUUACCUGCCUACACUACUGUGUCUGUUACCUGCCUACACUACUGUGUCUGUUACCUGCCUACACUACUGUGUCUGUUACCUGCCUACACUACUGUGUCUUUUUCCUCCCACACUACAGUGCCUGUUACCUCCUCACACUACUGUGUAUUACCUCCCACUAUGUGUCUGUUACCUCCCUACACUACCAUGUCUGUUACCCCACACACUACUGUGUAUAUUACCCAAAUCAUGUACUGAGAGUUAUUUCUAUUUUUGUAUUUCCUUUUUUGGAUUUGGUGUUUGAUUUGAAAGUUGCCUCCAUGAAAUCGCUUUCAUUUUGUGGGCCUAUGGUUUGGAAAAGACAAACAUUUGGGUAUCAUCUUGGCACUUUUUAGUACCUCUGUAACCAUGGAAGGAUUAUGUCAUUUUUUCUUUGCCAACUAGCACUAUUAUAAUAUUGCUAUGGUUAAUGUGUCGUUAAUGGAACAAAUCUGUCCUUUUGGUGGGCUGUUAAAGUAAUUGAUUAAAUAAUAAAUGACUUAUAAAGUGGUCUGGUAAACAUAAGAUGCUAAAAUGUCUAAGCUGGUCAUAGAUUGGGGCCAAGUUUGUCAUAGAUUGGGGCCAAGCUUGUCAUAGAUUGGGGCCAAGCUUGUCAAAGGUUGGGGCCAAGCUUGUCAAAGAUUGGGGCCAAGCUUGUCAUAGAUGGCUAAGGUAACCAAUCUAUAGAGUAAAUAUAACAUACAUGCUUGUGUUUAAACCGAGUAAGUAUGUGUCUUGAAGUGAAGAUGGCAAUUUUUUCACAAUUUAAAUCCAUGAAAUUUAUAAUUGUUUUGGCGUCAUGGGUGUCAGAAAUAAACAAUUAUUUGUGAUUGCACAGAGAACUCUUUUUAUUGAAGAUGCUUUCUUUUGAAAAAAAAUUAUUAAGGAUUAGGGAUGUUUAUAUAUAUAUUUUUUUUAAAAAACUGGUUAUUGGUUUAUACGAUAAAUUUUCUAUUAUCUACUAUUCCACAUCAAAAUAACAAAUUGAGAAAUUUUAUAAGGUCCAAAGCAGCAGUUGAAUUUUUUUUUAGAACAGUCAAAGAACCUCUCUUUUUGAUACAGUUUGGUACCAGCACUUAACUUAUUUAUAAUCGUUAUACUGUAUGUUUAUUAGUUUUAAAUCUUUUGUUUAAAUACUGGUUAAAAUAAUUCUUAAAAAGUCCGCAAUUUGAAAAAAAAUCUUUAAAGAUUAAAAAGAAAAAAAAAUAGAUAUUCGUUUCACAAAAAUCAACAUACAGUAAUUGGUUUUAAAACUGAUAAGUGGUUAUUCUUAAUUUGGAUGAAUUAUAUUUUUUUUUAGUUGUUUCAUUUAUUUAUGCCUGGACUGGAAAUCAGAUUUACUUGAUCUUUUUUUAAUAAUUUUUUUCAAUUUUUGAUUUUGAAGUCUUUAUCAGUACUAUUUAUAACUCACGACUUUGCCAGGACAGAUGUCCAAAUACCAGAACUGUACUGGUAAAAACAGUAGGACAGAGUAAACGUGUGCCCUGAUGUUUAACAGAGAUUUCCUUGUGUUUAAAAAGCGUAAUUCCUAAACACUAUCAACAAAGAAAUCCAAUACUUAUAAAAGGGACAUCAUUACUUUAAACAAAAAUAAAGCAUCUCUUAUAAAAAAAGAAAAAGAAAGGGACAAAAAAUGACCUUUUCCACAAAAUAUUUAUUUGUAUUCUGAUAAAUUCCAAGGAGGCAGGUAGGUGCCUGUGUACUGCAGCUUGUGUCAGCCUUAGAACUAAAAGAAGCAGAAUCUGCCUUACCUUGCCUGCCAAACUCAGUACUUUAGAGCACCUGCUGCCUUCAUUAUGCUGAGAGAUGCAGUGUUUGUUGCAGCUGAAUGUUAGUUAUAGGAACUAGGGGAAAUUGGGUUUUAGGGGGGGGGGGGGGGAACAAAUGUACAGUAGAGAGCUUCAAAUACAUAUCUCCUGCUGGCAGUAAACUAACAGAAAAUUUAAGAGGGGGUUUUGUAGUUGAACUGGGGCUAGCCCCCUAUGAUCCACUGAGAUAACAGAGCUGACUGUUGGUAAUAAAUUGUAAUAUAAAACUAUGGCUGAGCUGUAAAUAAGAAUGUUACAGUAAGCUCAUUGAGUAGGGUUAAAUUAUAGUUUGUUUUAUAGGAUGCUCAUUGUCAGAAGUAAACUGAAUUUUUGUAAAGUGUUAAACCUAGUAGUAGAUAUAGAAGAAGUGUGUAGUUAAGUUAUUUUAAUGAGUUCAUCAGCUUUUAAUUUGCUACAAAAAAAAGAUUGAGUGCUAUAUAAACAUUUUGUAGGCUUUGCGGUAAGAUAUAGUUGGACGGGUUUGUAGAUUCCUGGCUCUGACUUCAGAUUUAAGAACAACUGACAGUCAAGACUUAUAUAUCUGUAUACAGUAUGGCUCUGACUUCAGAUUGGGGAUCGCACAACCCUUUCACAGGGGUCGCCUAAGACCAUCUGAAAACACACCUACUCCUGUUAUAAAGUAUCAAUGAAAAUAAUUUUGUGGCUGUGAGUCGUCACAACGUAAGGAAAUGUAUUAAAGGGUCGUGGCAUUAGAAAGGUUGAGAACCACUGCUCUUUCACAUUCCCCCUAUCACCUACUGCCUUCACUUGGCCUCUCUUCUUUUCUAUCUCUUCUCAUUCUAUAAAAAUACCUUUCAUACUUGGAGAAGCUCUUGUAUUUUGUUUGUCCCCAUUAUCAUUUUUUCCCUUUGUAACCCAUUACCCUUGCACCUCAUCUUUCCUCACUUAUGCUUUAACUUUUUCCCCUUUAUCGAUUUCAUUCUCUUCUCUUCAUCAUUCUCAAUGCAUCAUUGCUUAAAAAAUACAGUUCAGUGUCAUCUCAGGUCAGGGGGUAGAAGGGAGGCCCUGCAGUAAAAGGGGGUGGAGGUAACAGUUGCAAGUACAACCCUCAGGUCCUUAAGGGGUAUGGUUGGGGGGGGGGGCUACUGGCAACAGGGAUCAGAGCUUUCAGGGGUGUCUCCAGAUCUCUUAGUAUUGAUUCUUGGUUCUUGAUUCUUGGUUCUUGAUGGGAGCUCAGAUUUAUAACUUAUUUAGAAGUUGGUCAUCUAUUGCUGUUAAGCUGUCAUGACGAGAUUAGCUGGGUACCAACAGUCAUGACUAGAUUAGCUGGGUACCAACAGUCAUGACUAGAUUAGCUGGGUACCAACAGUCAUGACUAGAUUAGCUGGGUACCAACAGUCAUGACUAGAUAAGCUGGGUACCAACAGUCAUGACGAGAUUAUCUGGGUACCAACAGUCAUGACUAGAUUAUCUGGGUACCAACAGUCAUGACUAGAUUAGCUGGGUACCAACAGUCAUGACUAGAUUAGCGGGGUACCAACAGUCAUGACCAGAUUAGCUGGGUACCAACAGUCAUGACUAGAUUAGCUGGGUACCAACAGUCAUGACUAGAUUAGCUGGGUACCAAGAAUCAUGACGAGAUGAGAUGGGUACCAACAGUCAUGACUAGAUUAGCUGGGUAGCAACAGUCAUGACUAGAUUAGCUGGGUACCAACAGUCAUGACUAGAUUAGCUGGGUACCAACAGUCAUGACUAGAUUAGCUAGGUACCAACAGUCAUGACUAGAUUAGCGGGAUACCAACAGUCAUGACUAGAUUAGCUGGGUACCAACAGUCAUGACUAGAUUAGCUGGGUACCAACAGUCAUGACUAGAUAAGCGGGGUACCAACAGUCAUGACGAGAUUAUCUGGGUACCAACAGUCAUGACUAGACUAGCAGGGUACCAACAGUCAUGACUAGAUUAGCGGGGUACCGGUACCUUUAAAAAAACACCAAAAAACAAGGCCUCUUUAUCUUGUGUUUAAUUUAAUCUUUGUUUUUGUGUCACAUUUUGAAAAGUGGCUCUCCCCAAAAAUACAAGGCUACAAAUGCUUCUCUGGCUUCAUCUUGAAAGUUUCAAUUUUAACCAAACUGAUUUUUGUUUCCUCAGAGGUUGUUUUAUGUUCAUCCGCCUGUCAUACUGAGUUAUCCUCAUACUUGGACUGACUUAAUUUACACAGAUCACAAAAAAUAGUACUGAAAGGAAUUGUUCAAUCACUUAUUAAUCUGAUAGCUUGAUUGUUGGAUUCAUUGAGGAAACUAAUGAAAGGAGAAUUAAAAUAAAUUGAAAAUAUAUUAGACAAAUAGUUAAGGUCAGUCAUCGAGGAAGGUUGAUGACAAAAUGCGCCCUUCCCUUAAAAAAAACUAGUAUAUACACAUCCAAUUCAUUUAAUUUAAUUUAUAAUUUCAUACCUAAGUUUAAUUUUAAAAAACCAGAAUAGAUUACAAAAAAUGAAACAAAAGAAAGACUUGUUCUUAUUAUUCUUAGCAUAUUGUGUGCCCAGCACUGUUCAAACACUCCUGUCAUCUAAGAGUCCUUUGAGUACACUGGAUAUUAGUUUUGAAAUACAAAAUAAAUGAAAUGUUCCAUUCUGUAUACCAUCUGAAACCACCCUACUUAGGGUUCAGAUACUCUCAUGUGACUUAACGGUUUCAAUCUAUUGCAGUGUUAAUCAUUCAGUUUUUGGCUGAUUCUGUCAUUCUAUGUUGGCCUUUCUUAUUAUCCAUUAAUGUUGCCUUCUUAAAAGUGCAAAUAAAAAAUUUUUUAUCUUGCUGCUGGCCACAUUUUUUCUCUCCCUGUUUUGUUUUGCUAUUUAUUAUGUUUGCUUUGUCUCCAGACUUUCUUAGCAGCGGCCCAUCAACUCACUAGUAUUAUUCUGAAACCAUUAAUAAUUGUUUGCUUUGUCUCCAGACUGUCUUGGCAGCAGCCCAUCACCUCACUGGUGUAACUCUGCCAGCCUAGACCAAAGUGCCCUGAAACUUAUACACUGUAUCUAUUGUAAAGACUGCCGUAUGGAGAAGCUGACCUCCACUAGUCCAAAGAUUCCAGCCCAAGAAGCAAGUGGCCAGACAGGGACAUCGUCCAGCUCCUCUCAGACACCUCUAGUGGGCAUGCCAUUAGCGCCCCCAAGAACUCCACCAGAUCAAGCGUCAUUACAGAGUAGCAUGGACAAGAAUAAAGAAAGUGAGUACAGUCUAGAAAAGACAACUUACACCAUACUGGCUUUCUAAGUGACUUCUAUGGUUUUACAACUGAUCUUAAAUUUAUGGAAUGAAACAUUCAUUUAAUGAAACAUUCUAAGUAUUGAGAAAAAAUCAGUGCCAAAAAUUUAAAAACAAGAUAUUUGAUUUUUAUAAUCAAUUAAAAAAAUUAUUUUUUUUUGCAUCCCUGGGGAAUGUACAAAAAAAAGUAACAUCAUUUUACGCAUAUUAUUGAAGGAAUAAAGAACACAAAAAUGAACCAAAAUUAUUUUUUUGCCAAGAUUUUUUAAGGAAUAGAUGUUUUCUGUAUAUAUUUUCAGCACUGAAGAGAAAGUUGAUGCUGAGGAGAUCAGUGAAUGAGUUAGUAGAUCGAGGCAUCUAUCCACGUAAGAUUAACUUUGUCAAGAAACUUGUUUUGUAAUUAUGCACCAAAAUGAAAAAUAAAUAUUGUUUCUCUACUAGACUGAACUAGCUUGCCAUUGAGAAUGAUUAAAUGACCAAUUUGGUCUAUAGUCUGAACUAGUGAUUCAUAGGCUGAAUUAGACGGCCAAAGUCUUCCAUGUGAUUUAAAGGCUGAAUUAGACGGCCAAAGUCUUCCAUGUGAUUUAAAGGCUGAAUUAGACAGCCAAAGUCUUCCAAGUGAUUUAAAGGCUGAAUUAGACAGCCAAAGUCUUCCAUGUGAUUUAAAGGCUGAAUUAGACAGCCAAAGUCUUCCAUGUGAUUUAAAGGCUGAAUUAGACAGCCAAAGUCUUCCAUGUGAUUUAAAGGCUGAAUUAGACAGCCAAAGUCUUCCAUGUGAUUUAAANAACCCCCUCCCCCCCCCCCCCCCCCCCAAUAUUGCCUUGUUUAAAAAAAAAUUUUGAAUACAUUUGCAGCGCUAAAGACACCACCAGCUUUUGCUGAGAAGACUAAACAGUUGGAACGUGCUAAAGUGAGUAUUUUCUCAAGCAAACUCUAUUGUUUAGGGACAUUAGGAGUUAUCUUUUCAUUUCACUUAUUCAUCUUUAUAACUUAUCGUUUUUUUCCAACUGCAUCUUUAUCUAGACUGGUGACAUAUUACGUCACAAGAUUCAACAUCGACCGGAUAGGCAAGCAUUAGUUCAACAACAUAUUUUAGAAGGUAUGCUGACAAAAUUUUAGACAAAAUUAUAAUUUUAUAUUUUUAAAAAAGAUGCAUUUAGCGUACAGGGAGACAAGAUAUUUUUUAAAUGUUUUUUUUUUUUAAUUACCAUAAUCCUUUCAAUCACAAAGGACUAUCUGAUGGAACCAUGUAGCAAGGCUGUUCAAUAAGAUAUUAUGAGUUUUAAAUAUACAUCGAUGUUUGUAAAAAAACAAAUUCACUUUCACUUUUAAUAAGUUUACUCCUAGAAAAACUGAAAUUAACUCUUGCAAACAAUGUAGUUUUAAAACACAACAUUAGUUGUUGUAUUUUUUGUGGUAAUUUAAGGUACAUAUCAGUAAAUUAAUUUAAACAAGUAUUUGUGAUUUAAUUACAUUUUUUUAUACAAAACCCAGAUUAUAAUGACAUAUUUUGCAUCUGUUUGUCAGACACUACUAUAGAUCCAUCUCUCCAUGAACGUCAGCGGUUGCUGAAGCGAUCACGUUUAUUGGAUGGGCUCAAUGACAAGUUGGCCCACAGGCCGGGGCCAUUGGAGCUGGUUCAAGGCAACAUAUUACAGCCAUCAAAUGAGCUGGUUAAUGCCAUCAAAGGUAUGUUUUUGGAAAACUUUAGGCUUACUUUGGUCAAGGUAAUAUAUGGUGAAGGUAAUAUAUGGUGAAACAUAAGGUUUACUGCAGUCAAGAUAACAUAUAGGGAAAUAGGAUAACUUUUGUCAAGAUAAUAUUUGGGUAACAUUAGCAUUAACUGUAGUCAAGGUAAGAUAAUUUAGCAUUGUCCUUGCUGUUUCAGAUGGAACCCUUCAGUUUGUGCCCACUUGUGACACAGAAGACAUGGAUCAGUCUAGUUCAUCUAACUUGUUUGAAGAUGAAAGUGAUGGAGCCCCAUCUCCUCAAAUGGAUGAAUCCUCCGAUGUCAGCAGUCCCAGCUCAGCUCCCCCUGUGCCAUCAGGAGAAACCUUUCCUAUCUCUUUCACCUUUGCCAAGGGCAUCUCCAUACCUGUGGCCAUCAGCAAAAGCCCUGUGACCACCAACUCCACCACUCUCACUAAACUGUCUUCCAGUCAGCCGGCGGGUGGCAGUGGUUUGAUUAAUAACAUCAAUAGCCACACCAGCAGUGGCAAGCCUCGCUCCAAGAAGCUUAAGCCAAAGGCCACCUCAAAAGCUAGAAUAAUAAAGUUUCAUGAAUACAAAGGCCCACCUUCUGUAGUGAAGAGUCAGACCUGCAGCUCUAGUGCAACAAUAAGCAGCACUGGUUCGACAGAGGAUACACCCUACCACAUUAUGCUACAGCAGCAGCAGCUCUUCCUGCAGUGGCAGUUAGAGUUUCAACAGAAGCAGCAGCAACAAGGUGUGGUAGCCCUAAGUCCUGGUGGCUCCAAUGUUGGGGAGAAUUCAAACUCUUCAACUGGCUCUAGCAUGUUGCUGAGCUCCCCUGUAAUCCCAACGUCGAACACUUGCCCGGCCUUCAUCCAGUCCACCUCUGCCAACACUCCAAGUCUGAUUACCUUACAACACAGCCAGGCCCAAGCAUCAACCACCCCAGCAGUAUUUGUACAAUCCUCAGCUCCAUCACAUCGGGUCAGUCCUUCGCCCCCUACACCUCCUACACCCCCACCCCUCCCACCAACCAGACCCACCCAGUCUGUGGCCCCCAGGACAUUGGCUAAAACGCUUACUUCUAUACCGGCCAGCGCUUUGAGCUUACCCAAGCUCACUGGCAAUCUAGAAGAGAUGAAGGUGGCUGACCUGAAAGCGGAAUUGAAGAAACGUAGUUUGCCAGUGUCGGGUCCCAAGCCCCAGCUUAUAGAGCGCUUGAAAC